Cynocephalus volans (Philippine flying lemur) is the source of this 4033-nucleotide messenger RNA. RefSeq names its product BAG cochaperone 5 (gene BAG5). Gene Ontology annotation, molecular function: protein-folding chaperone binding; adenyl-nucleotide exchange factor activity. Bases 184 to 1527 code for a protein of 447 amino acids. The record is from RefSeq and is a predicted model, not a curated record. Gene Ontology annotation, biological process: protein stabilization; regulation of inclusion body assembly; negative regulation of protein ubiquitination. Gene Ontology annotation, cellular component: nucleus; cytosol; membrane. The transcript has 2 exons. Lineage: Eukaryota; Metazoa; Chordata; Mammalia; Dermoptera; Cynocephalidae.
GGGGUGCGGCGUGGCCGACCGUGCGUGCUCCCUGCGGGGAGACGGGCUGCGGGGACGACGGGACGGCGCUGGCGGACCCCGGCGCCCCAUUCUCGGCCGCGGCCCUUCGAGGCUGCGGGGCAUCGCGGCUGGCGGCGGGCGGGUCGCGGGUCGAGUGCUUGUGAAACUGAACACAACAAAAGUAUGGAUAUGGGAAACGAACAUCCUUCUAUCACCAGGCUUCGUGAAAUCCAAAAGGAAGUAAAAAGUAUAGAACAGCAGGUAAUCGGCUUCAGUGGUCUGUCAGAUGACAAGAAUUACAAGAAACUGGAGAGGAUUCUAACAAAGCAACUCUUUGAAAUAGACUCUGUAGAUACUGAAGGAAAAGGAGAUAUUCAGCAGGCCAGGAAGAGGGCAGCACAAGAGACAGAGCGUCUUCUCAAAGAGCUGGAGCAGAAUGCAAACCACCCACACCGGAUUGAAAUACAGAACAUUUUUAAGGAAGCCCAGUCCCUUGUGAAAGAGAAGAUUGUGCCAUUUUAUAGUGGAGGCAACUGUGUAACAGAUGAAUUUGAAGAAGGCAUCCAGGAUAUCAUCCUGAGGCUGACACAUGUUAAAACUGGAGGGAAGAUCUCCUUGCGGAAAGCGAGGUAUCACACUUUAACCAAAAUCUGUGCAGUGCAAGAGAUCAUAGAAGACUGCAUGAAGAAGCAGCCUUCCCUGCCGCUCUCCGAGGACGUGCACCCUUCCGUGGCCAAAAUCAACUCUGUGAUGUGUGACGUGAACAAGGCCAGAGGCACUCUGAUUGCACUACUGAUGGGAGUGAACAGCGAUGAGACUUGCAGGCACUUGUCUUGUGUGCUCUCAGGCUUGAUUGCCGAUCUGGAUGCUUUAGAUGUGUGCGGGCGUACAGAAAUCAGAAAUUAUCGAAGGGAGGUAGUAGAAGAUAUCAACAAGUUAUUGAAAUAUUUGGAUUUAGAAGAGGAAGCAGACACGACUUACGCGUUUGACCUGGGACAGAAUCAUUCCAUUUUAAAAAUAGAAAAGGUCCUCAAGAGAAUGAGAGAAAUAAAAAAUGAACUUCUCCAAGCGCAAAAUCCUCCUGAAUUGUACCUGAGCUCCAAAACAGAAUUGCAGGGUUUGAUUGGACAGUUGGAUGAGGUAAGUCUUGAAAAAAAUCCCUGCAUCCGGGAAGCCAGGAGGAGAGCAGUGAUUGAAGUGCAAACCCUGAUAACUUAUAUUGACUUGAAGGAAGCCCUUGAGAAAAGAAAGUUGUUUGCUUGUGAGGAGCACCCAUCACAUAAAGCAGUCUGGGAUGUCCUUGGAAACUUGUCAGAGAUUCAAGGAGAAGUUCUUUCAUUUGGUGGAAAUCGAACUGAUAAGAACUACAUCCGGCUGGAAGAGUUGCUCACCAAGCAGUUGCUGGCGCUGGAUGCGGUUGAUCCGCAGGGAGAAGAGAAGUGUAAGGCUGCCAGGAAACAGGCAGUGAAGCUUGCCCAAAAUAUUCUCAGCUAUCUCGACUUGAAAUCCGAUGAAUGGGAGUACUAAAGUUCCAGAGCUCUCACGUUUGAUACUGCUUGUUUUGCACUUUAUAUAUACUUCUAUGUGUUUAUAGAGAGCUUUCAGUUCAUUGAGCCUAAUGUGAUUUAUACAUGCAUAUUUCAAUCUCAGUAUUUAUGAUUUAAGCAAAUUAUAUUCCAGUAUGUUUGCUGCUUUUGAUGUUGCAAAACAAAUAUCAUUACAGCACAUUUACUUUUCCAUUUGGAUCAUCUGUAUGAUGUGGUGUGGUUUGUUUGGUUUGUCCUUUUUGGUAUUUGGUUUUAUAUUUUUAAUCAGAAAUUAAAUAGAAGCAGCUUUUGUAAUUAAAUUUUAAAUUGGUUGUGCAAGCAUUAAAAUGCAGAUAUUUCAGAAACUAGAAAUAGACGUAACCUUACGUAAUGCUAGAAAAAUUAUGAGAAAGGGGAACCUUUUGGGUUAAAAAGGAGUAAGGUCCAAGCACAGAAUACAAUGAUGUGCUUUAUUAUGCUAGAUAAAGCAGAAGAAUUUUUUUUCACUUCUAAAGCCUAACUGGUCCACCCAGUUUAACGGGGUGGAGUUCUUUUGUUUGUUUGUUCGGAUGGUCUGUUCUUUCGUAAACAUUUUUUGUUUGAGAAACAGUGUCUGUAUUUUCCCCCCAUGCUCUGCAUUUUAGAGGGGGGAAUCUUUUUUAUGUGUGCAACAUAAGAAAAUUAUGAAAACGAAUAGCCAAAAAACCUUUGAGACUGCAUUGAAGAAGGGAUAAAACACCAGCUAUUAAAUACCCUCAAGUUGUUCUUGUUUGUAAAAUUUGGACUUACAGUUUUUCUUAGUAAUUAGUAAGGAUGACAACAUUUAAAUGAAAUUAAUGGACCUUAAAAAAAGAAAAAUGGCAAUACCUAUACCUGUAGUUGGAAAAUGGACACUGGAGAUUAGUUACCAAUGUCAGGUUACACUAAAACUGUGGGGCAUGCAAUGGUUUUCUUCUUUUGUUCAAAGCUGUACAAUGGACAGACUUGUUAAACAUACUCGAUGCUGUUUUACAACAUGUGAGAGCAAAAACUGUUGGUAAUCCUGAGGAAGGAACCAGGUCGUCAUAGCUUGUCAGAGGAAGGUAGCUCUCAGCUACUAGCAUCUUAAAUUUCACCUGCUCUGAGACUAAUUAGUGAAACCUGCCCUCAAUUAAAGGUUUGCUCUGGAUACCUGCUGAACUCCUUAGUUCAUGUUAAUUAAAGUCUCAUGCAUGCAGUUUUUUUCUUCUGCUAAUGGUAUAUAUAUUUCUGUAAAUACUUUCUGAGGAUCCAAUUUGAGGAUUGCCUAUUAAUGUAAACAAGAGUUUCCCAAAAUUCUGAAGGGCCUUGAUGACAUGUUGGUCCCGGUAGUAUAACAGACUGUUUUUUCUGUAGUUACAUUUCACAAAAUAAUCCUAUUAGAGUACAUCUUUUGAAGUCUGUGGUAAUCUGCUAUUUCAGAGAUAAUAAUUUUGUAACGUUGUGCAGGGAAAUUGUCACUUUAAACAACUAAAAGUAUGAUUGAUAAAGGAAAAGCCUUAAAUACCUGAAAGGUGAUAAAAGCAUAGCCCUAAACAAAUCCUCACUUUGUCUCUCAAUGUUGCCCAAUCAUUGAAAGCCCUUGAUAUAACUUUCCUACUAGAAAUGUUCUAGAAACAUUGGAUAUGGGGUCAGAGGGCAGCUGGGGCCUUUGGGCAGUAGGAGGUCCAGCUCCUGGCAACUGUGGGCCCUCAGUGCAGGUCACUGGAAUUCUUAUUUCGGCCACAGUAGUUUCAGGAUUGCUUUUCUGUAUAGUAAUUUUAGAGUGCUCUUAAAAUCUUGAAGAAGGGUUUUUAAAUUAGAGCCCUAUUUUAAUUAUACCACUGGUAAAUCACUGCAGACAUCUACCAGUUUCUAGUACUUAAUUUUUAAUUUCAUUUUUGAAAGUUAAAUGUCAGCAUUUCCUUUAAAAGUAUCCAUUAUUCUUUGAAAGCAGAUUUCCCCAUCGUUCUUUUCAGUGUUUUCUAGAACUUCUGUGGCACCAUCUCAGGCUGCUGAGCAUUGAGCAUCGUGUGCUAGUACAGGAUACUGAGCUCUUCGAGUCAUUUGGAACUUUUCACGUGGUUAUUGAAAUGAUCAAAUUGGUCUUGUGUGACUGUUAAGCAUGACUCUGUUUCCUAUUUUCAAUCUAUUCUAGUUCCCUAUACUGGAUUAUUCUACUCCCAUAAGGAGCCCUAGUGACACCAAAUUUAGCUUUCCUUGUUCCCUUGCUGGGAGCUGAUUGUGUUAAUAUGGGCUGCUGCAUGUAAUUGUUUAAGCUGGAUUCAUCAUAUUGUGUAUUGUAUUUUUAUGAUUUUAUGUGAAGAGAACCUGUACUGCAAGUAAAACCUACUCCCAAAAAGUGUGUGGCCUUGGGUCUGCAUUAAACUGUGUAAUCCAUGUUCAUGCAAAACAUGGGUGGGAAUGUUUGCCUUCUUUACCUUGCAUUCAGUCAGCAUUAUUUUCAGAUCCUUUUUUAUCCAGGUAGGUUAAAGUCAAUCAACCUAUUA